GUUUGUGUGUUGUACUAUCGAAGGACUUUACGUGCUGCAGAGAGAUCGGCUACUGUCCCCAGUUUGACGCUCUGUUUAUUGACCUCCUGACAGCCAGGGACACUGGACUUACACUUCGCCCUCCGUGGGCAUUCCUCGGAAAGACGGAAAACGUGGUGCAGUGGGCAUUAGAAAAGCUGGAAUUGUCAAAGUAUGCAGACAAGCCUGCUGGGACUUACAGUGGAGGAAACAAACGCAAGCUUUCCACUGCCAUCGCUCUGAUUGGAUAUCCCUCACUCAUCUUCCUUGAUGAACCCACCACUGGCAUGGACCCAAAGGCCCGCAGAUUUCUCUGGAACUUAAUCCUGGACGUUAUAAAGACUGGACGCUCAGUAGUUCUGACAUCACACAGCAUGGAAGAGUGUGAGGCUUUGUGCACCAGAUUGGGCAUUAUGGUCAACGGCAGAUUUAAAUGCCUGGGCAGCAUCCAACAUCUCAAGAACAGGUUCGGGGAUGGUUACAUGAUCACAGUGAGGACCAAGAGCAGCUCAAAUCUGAAAGAGGUGGUUAGAUUCUUCAAUAGAAACUUCCCUGAGGCAAUACUUAAGGAGCGUCACCACACUAAGGUCCAGUACCAGUUGAAGUCUGAGCGGAUCUCACUGGCUCAGGUCUUCAGUAAGAUGGAGCAGGUGGUGGAGGUGCUGGGCAUCGAGGACUACUCUGUCAGUCAGACCACUCUGGACAAUGUAUUUGUCAACUUUGCCAAGAAGCAGAGUGACAGUCUGGAGCAGCAGGAGACGACAAAUUCAGGUGGUGGACAGUACCCCCUGCAGCGCAUCCUCAACCUGCUAAAGUCUCGGUCGGCCAACACAGAGCUCAACGCUCUGAUCAGCGAGGCACCGGAGGAACUGGAGAGCGACGAUGAUGAGGGACUUAUCAGCUUUGAAGAAGAAAGGGUGCAGCUCUCCUUCAACACAGACACUCUCUGUUAAAAUGAACCCCUUUAAAAGAGCAGAGAUGAGGAGGGUGACAGAGUGGAUAAACCAAAACCUGUCUCUCUGAGGCCUGGAGGGAGAAGAGAGCAGCUGAUUUAACUAUGAAGAGGACCAAAACACCAUACACCAUGGAACAUAGGACCAGUAGUUCAGUAUUUCAGCAUCAAUUGAUAACAUGCAGAGUCCAGCCUGUAGGUAGAGACACAGCAGGAGUGCUUGAAUUUGGAUUGAAGACUUUGUCCUGGAAUGUUUUCAUAUUCAGUUUUGUCAGGAAUUUAUCUUAGUAAAUGGAUGAUGGAUACAUUAGGUUAACUACUUUUGUUAGUACAUGAACAUAUCAUUGGUGAUAUGUUAUAAACCGAGUGUUUGACAGCACAGGUUACUUUGGGUUGGUUGUACAUACUCCCAACCAAAAGGCCUCAUGACACCAGAGUGGGCCCUUGUCACUGUACCAAAUUAGACCUGCCUUGAGAGCAUGCUGUGAUGAAGUCUAUUUUUCUGUGGCAAGAAAAUAACUUAUUUGGAUAUCAAAGCAGAUGUGUGUCAUUUAUUUUGCAAUAACAGAGGAUUUAGUGAAAUGCACCUUGGGAAGAGCCAGAUGUGGACAUGCAUGUUAGCUGUUGGCCUUUUCUUUUAAUUUGAUGUCAGAGACAUGGAGAGAAUGUACAAGGCAUGGUUAUUGUCUUGAUGGUGUCUCCACUCUAGCAACUUGUUUUGACACUGUACAUUUGGUCUAUUUCUACUAAAUGCUUUCUUUUGUUCUUUUAAUAUGUUAUUAUGUUGUGGACUCUGCCAAGAAGAUCCUCUACCGGACACAGUGUACAAUAAUAAUAAUAAUAAUAAUAAUAAUAAUAAUAAUAAUAAUAAUAAUAAUAUAACAGUCUGAAACUGCAGUAAACUCUGCUUAUAUUCCCUGACAAUAACUGCACUACCAUCACUGUGAAGAGAACUCUCAGAUCAGAAUAAUCUAUUGAGUAAAAUACAUGUUUUAUUUGCAGAUGUAUUUGUAAUGUGAUAGUUGAGUUGUAACCUGUCCUAUCAAAAAUAACUGUUUCAUUACUUCUUUCACAGCUAAUUGCUAUAUUGUUAUAUUUUUGGUGACUGGUGGGCUGUUUACUGAUACUGUUAAUUGAAGGGGUUAUAAUUAAACAAGGAAAACUGACUUGUAA
Molecule: messenger RNA, 2143 nt
Organism: Etheostoma spectabile (orangethroat darter)
Lineage: Eukaryota; Metazoa; Chordata; Actinopteri; Perciformes; Percidae
Product: ATP-binding cassette sub-family A member 2
Exons: 8
Coding region: 306-971 (221 amino acids)
Biological process (GO): transmembrane transport; lipid transport
Cellular component (GO): intracellular membrane-bounded organelle; membrane
Molecular function (GO): lipid carrier activity; ABC-type transporter activity
Source: RefSeq, a predicted model, not a curated record